CGCCGACUCAUCGUCAGGGAGCGCGCUCUCGGGAGACGGGCGCGCGCGAAGCGGUGUGCAGAUGUGUCGCAGAUUUUGUAAAGUCACUGGACGCACAGAAAGAUCCAGCACAAGGAAGUCGCUCCGGAUAAAUGGGCCCUUAAAAAAAAAAACUGUCAGGAAAAGAAGACAGCUGAGGGAGAAGCGGGAAAGGAGAGGACUGCACCGAGGGAGCGCUGUGAUAACCCGUUAAACGUUAGCUUAGUUUGUGGAGAAGAAGGACGUUACUUUGACAGUUAAAGCCCAACGGCCGGCCGCGUGCACACAGAGAUGGAGCUGUCAGCGAUUGGAGAGCAAGUGUUUGCCGUGGAAUCAAUCGUCAAGAAAAGAGUUAGAAAGGGGAAUGUGGAGUAUCUGCUGAAGUGGAAAGGAUGGCCUCCAAAAUACAGCACAUGGGAACCUGAGGAACACAUUCUGGACCAGCGCUUGGUGCAGGCCUACGAAGAGAAAGAGCAGAGAGACAGAGCUCUGGGUCACAGGAGGAAAGGAUCAAAAGCCAAAAGACUCCUUCUGCAGAACACGGUCUACACCAUGGAUCUCCGCAGCGCUCACAAGACUCCAGAGAAGCCUUCACCCCGCUUGCAUCUCUCCCUAACGCGCUCACUGGUCCCAGAGGACGAGGACGAGGACGAGGACGAGGAUGAGGAUGAAGAUGAGGAUGAGGAUGAGGACGAGGACGAGGACGAGGAUGAGGACGAGGACGAGUCGUACACUGCCUGCAGGCAAGGCCCACGACCGCAAGUGGCACAUCACAAAGUCAAACCCAGCAGGUCACAGUUCAGGUGCCUUGACUCAAACCCUGCGAGUCCAACACAAGAGGACUGGGAAGGCCUGGAAGACGAAGAAGAAGAAGAAGGAGAAGAAGAGGAGGAGGAGGAAGAGGAGGACAAUGUAGAAGAUGAGGAAGAUAGGGAAGAGGAGGAGACAGAGGUGGCUCAGAAGGACACAACAGAGAAGAGUGGAGGCAUUCAUAAUGGACAAGAGAAGACAGACGAGUGGCGCUCUGCCAUCGUACCGGACGGGGUCACUGCAUCGGAGAAGUCGGACGACGUCUGGAGACCCGUCAUUAGUGCGGGAGAGGUGACAGUCACAGACAUCACCCUCAACUCCCUCACGGUGACUUUCCGAGAGUCGAGAGUGGCCAAGGGCUUUUUCAGAGACUGGGGCCUGGAGGUCUGAAGCGAUGAAGUGGGAGUAGGUUGGCAGGGUGGGCACUGCAGGAAGGAGCUGGAGGCACUGGCUUAAUAGCAGCGUGUAAAUGGUGAUUGCGGACCAAGAGCGGUGUUUUCACAUCCUCUCUGCAACCUCUCGCUCUGCUCUUCCCCUCGAAAGCUACUUCCAGUCUGGUCAGUGGUACGUUUACAUGCACAGAGUCACCUGGAUAAAAGCCGGACUCCAGUUAAUGUUACAUUUAGGGCGAGCUGUUCACCUUUAACACGUGGGGACUGAGUUUGCCUUGAAUUAAAGGGGCAUUAGAUACCUAUAACUGUUUGUGGCUUCUAUUGGUGACCAAGGAAAUGCAAAACCGUGGACAGAUAACUCAGUUAGCAGCUAAAACAGUCUCUAACUAGCCCGAACAUUUUCUCUACAGAGAGGAGUAAGUUAGCUGAUUAGAGCAGAGAUCCAACAGAAACAUCUGGUGAAGGCAAUACUCUUAUUUCACCAUACUAAAGGAUGGAAUAAUAUUUCCUUUUUGGCUGUUUAUUGCCUGUAGAACAAAAUGUGCGAACACAGGUUGCCAGGCUCAUUGCGGCUGAUAUGCACUCACCGCCACUGGAGGACCAAAUGUGAGCCGGCUCUGGCCCAUAUAUGGCUGCCAGAUUUAAGUAGAUAUUGGAGGCGCAGACUUGGGCUUAGGUCAGCGUCAGCCCCUUGAAUCUUCCAUUGUCAAACAGAUGAGAAGGGGACUAGGUAGGUGAGAUGGUGGAGUGACUUAGUCCCUUAAAAAGGGUUGUGAAGUGAGUUUUUGAAGCCAGAUAUCUAACACCUCCCUAAGGAAUCUCUGAGUUGUCGCUAGUGGUUAAAUUGUUCUGGUACAUAAAGGGUCUUAAAGGUACACAAUAGAGUUUUCUUUCCCUAGACAGUUACAUUUACAUUCACUGUUACUCACCAAAAAGUUUUGUGUUUCCUCAAGACAGUCGUGUUGAGCUCAUUUCCUUUUUCAAAAAAACAUUUGCAUUGCAUUGAGUUUUUUGAUUAAUUUGAACCCUGUAUCGUUUUACAUCCAUGUGCGGAGUCUGCAAUCUUCUUCCCUGGAUUUCGCCAGUGCAUCGCUACUUUCCCUGGUGCAGGAAACACAAACCCACUCACCGACGUUGCACCAUGGCACAGUGGUCAAAAUCUCCACAGGGUGCCUUUAAAACGGUUAACAGCCUUGUACGUGACAUUUUCAUGUUCUUAUCUCCUCUCAUACCUGAGGGAUUCAGUGAAUAUCAUGAAUGAAUAUAAUAAGUUCCAUGCAGUUGCACUGAAGUUCAGUAUAUGGACCAAUGUACUGUGCAGCUCUGAUUGUGAGUCCAGACAGUUACAACAUUUUCAUUCGGGGAAGUAAAGCUAGGUAACACCAGGAAUCACGUGAGAGGAAGAAGAAGAAGAAGAAGAAGAAGAGGAAGAGGAAGAGUCCUCUGUGCAUGUAAACAUGGCCGCUGUUUCUGUCUUUCUUCCACACUAAGCUAACCGUUCAGUACUGGACUCAAACAUAUUGUACAUACUCUAAACUACAGUGAGGUGGGCGUAGCCGUCAGUCCCACGCUAACAUGCAGUGCUGUACCUGUAACCUGUAAACACAGACUGUUACCACUGUACAACAUGUGGCUUAGUCUUGUACGCGUUUCAAAACCCUCUGAGAGAUGAUUUGAUCCGCCUGCAUGCAUCUUCCCUCCAGUACAGUUCUAUCAAUGCAAAGACAGACAGUGUAGUUUCCUCUGUCCACCCAGCUCUUCAUCUGAAAACACACAACACACCGUACAAGUGACGACUGAGUCUAGACGAGACUUGAUUACAGAACACAUUAUGGAAUUGCACUGAAUUUACAUCCUAAGAGCCUCUUUGUAAAGUUUGACCGGCGGGUUUAAAGGCGAAUAUAUAUCAGUUCUGAUUUUUAAUUAUGGUUUUUGCGAACACCUGAUAAUUUGUGAAGAUAUUCAGAGAUAUAGAUAUUCAAUGAGAUCAUUUCCCAAAAAAUUCAGUGUUUACCCCUAAAUUUGAUGAUUCUGAAGAUGAAUACUAAAAAAUCUCUCUACUAAAAGCCAAACUAGUACAUUUAGUAGAGUUAGCUGUUUAGCCCUUUAACUACCAAUUACAAUGGUUUACAUUAAAAACUUUUUUUUUUUUAUUAAACACACUGAAGUUUUAUUAAUUUGUUAUUUUUGGGAAAGCUCUGUUUCCACUUAAAUGACCAAUGACAUGCAGACUUAAGCCUUGCUUUAAUACAUAAUCCAUCACAUUUUAGCAAUUAACAAUUAGCUGCCUUCAUUUUCUAAGUAAACUGUGGUGAUCUUAUGUAGUAAUGAAAUGCAAACGAGUUCUGUUUGGAAAACUCCCCUCGGCUGAAAGACAUUCAGAAGAUCGAACAAAAAUCGAAUCAUUCAGCGAGAGAAAUGUGAUCGAAGUCGGUGGUUCCCCUGCAGCGGUUUGAGAUGAGUCUAGGAGGUAGCAAGACGUUUGCCAGGCAGGAAAUAAGAAAACUCAAAAUUCAGAUCAUGUUCCAGACUUUUCUCUAACCUUUCUCCGUCAUGGGAGAGUUUCCAAACAAACCCUCUUUGCUUUGCAUUAUCAUUUGAUUAUGUAACAUGAGCUCAAAAAGAAGCAGGAAGUGAUUGUUGACUGGGAUGGAUUGCACAUCUCAAGGUAUGUCAAGUCAUUAUAGCAUGAAAAUCAAGGACAGGUUCAUUCUUGAUCACAGUCUCAAGUAGCUGUUUCUGGAGCUUUUGAUCGUAUCACAUGAUCUUCAUCGAUAGAUGCCGAGUUGUCGUGGCAUUGUAGAUGCUAACAUUUCACAUCUUUUCUGAUUUCCAAGUUUCAAACUUCAGUCUUUACAGAUCAUAAUGACAGAAAUCCAAAUAGAUUUAGAUAUCACGGAUUAAUGAUACAAUAAUUAUUCAACGGCAAUAACUUUGUUUUCUAACUCUAAACUCUUAAGUCAGAAACAAAUGGAAACUUCAAAAUCUACAAUUCAAUGAAAACUGAGCAAACUCCACCUGAAAUAAACUGAAUCCUGUGGCAGCUUAUCUAAAAACCUGCAGUAUGCUUAAGUGCUUAAGUGCAUUAGUAGUUAACGGGCUAAAACAUGAGAAACUGAGCAGUAUGGUCAUUAACACGGGGUGACACACCCCCCCCCCCCAAAAAAAAAAUCACAGAGUUCAAUAAAAAAGUAAAUAAUCAUUAAAAUAAUUAUAUAAAAAAUGUAGUAAAAUAUUGACAAGUACUAAGAAUAAUUAACUGAAAGUGAAACUUUUCCCCACAAACAGACUGAUUUCAGGGAUAAACACUGAAAAGACUAAUGUCACAAAUUAAAAAUAAAAAAAAAAGCCCAACUCCGAGGUCAGUGGUGUAAGCCUGCUGGCUUCCUGCCCAGUGGACACAGGAGCUGAUGUGAUGUGUCAUGUCUGUGGAAUCCACCACAGUGGCGUCCCAUUGGUCCAUAAGUUGUUUAUCCCACACUGAGGAUGAUGGGUCAGCGUUUCGUGAUCCCAAAACUGUCUCUGUGGGAUAAUGAAGCUGCAGGGAAUGGAAGUGCCUGAUGUUGCAUAAUUUUGUUGUUGUUUUGUCUGUGGAGCUUUUAGGGCUAAUGUCUCUCUCUCUCUCUCCUUUACACACACACACACACACACACAAAGACACACACACACACACUUAUAUGGUUUUUGUAUGUCUGAAUGCACGAUCCUCAAAUGAUGUUAUUAAGACUUGAAACACAAGAAGACAUUAAAAAGAAGGAAGGUGGAGCGGGCAGAGGGGAGAAACGUAUUUUUUAGUCGUUAUUUUUCUACAUUGACCUGAAUGUAUAUUUAUUCUUUAAAGAUACCUGUGUAUUUGUCACGCAGACGACUGAAUAGUUUUUAUACAGUUUGUGAUAACCACUGAGCUGAUGCCAUAUGUAAAUGUACUGACAUGACAAAACAAGCACCGUGGAUUUGACGUCGCCUAAUGUGGUCGCUUGUGCUGCUUUCAUCCACCACCGAGCGAAGAACCUUGCACUUUAUUGUGAUGUAAACCUGCACAUUACCUGCUCCAGUCUACAAAGUGUCAUUGUGUAUAGAAUAUUUAUAUGGUAAUACUGAAAUAAAUGUUGCUCAUGUUUAAUAUCA
Molecule: messenger RNA, 5348 nt
Organism: Seriola aureovittata
Lineage: Eukaryota; Metazoa; Chordata; Actinopteri; Carangiformes; Carangidae
Gene: cbx7b
Product: chromobox homolog 7b
Exons: 6
Coding region: 310-1218 (302 amino acids)
Biological process (GO): negative regulation of transcription by RNA polymerase II
Cellular component (GO): PRC1 complex
Source: RefSeq, a predicted model, not a curated record